This is a messenger RNA of Pelodiscus sinensis (Chinese soft-shelled turtle), 1868 nucleotides long. NCBI's taxonomy places the organism in Eukaryota, Metazoa, Chordata, Testudines, Trionychidae. The record is from RefSeq and is a predicted model, not a curated record.
CACACGGAGCUGCCCGCCGCGGGGAGCUCCGCUCUCGCUGCUGCUCCCAGCCCACUUCGCUGCAGGGUGCUCGCUCGGUAAACCCGAGCUCGCUGCUACGUGAACAGCCCCGACCGCCAUUUUUGACACGCCCGCAGCCGCAGCGACUUGGGGUAAAGCGAUGGGGGACUUACCCCGGGCGAGCUCCUCAAUGCCGCUCUGCGGCAGCCCUGCCUGCAGCUCUCGCUCUGGGCUGGAGACGAAGCCGAGAAAUCGUUAUGGCUGCAGCUUCUAUCGCCAAUAUUGUUAAGAGUUCUCUUGGUCCAGUUGGUUUGGAUAAAAUGUUGGUGGAUGAUAUUGGUGAUGUGACCAUUACUAAUGAUGGUGCAACAAUUCUGAAGCUGCUAGAGGUAGAACAUCCUGCUGCAAAAGUUCUUUGUGAGCUGGCAGAACUGCAAGACAAAGAAGUUGGCGAUGGGACCACUUCAGUGGUAAUUAUUGCUGCUGAACUUCUGAAAAAUGCAGAUGAACUGGUUAAGCAGAAAAUUCAUCCUACCUCUGUUAUUGGUGGCUACCGUCUUGCUUGCAAGGAGGCAGUUCGAUAUAUCAAUGAAAAUCUUAUUAUUAACACAGAUGAACUUGGCCGAGAGUGCCUUAUUAAUGCAGCUAAAACAUCGAUGUCCUCCAAAAUAAUAGGAAUUGAUGGUGAUUUUUUUGCCAACAUGGUGGUGGAUGCUGUGCUUGCAGUUAAAUUCACAGAUCAAAAGGGUCAAGCCAAAUAUCCAAUCAGUUCCAUUAAUGUUUUGAAGGCACAUGGCCGUAGCCAGAAAGAGAGUAUUCUUGUAAGCGGUUAUGCUCUGAACUGUGUGGUAGGCUCACAAGGUAUGACCAAAAGGAUAGUUAAUGCAAAGAUUGCCUGUCUUGACUUCAGUCUGCAGAAAACAAAAAUGAAGCUUGGUGUUCAGGUGGUGAUCACAGAUCCAGAGAAACUGGACCAGAUUAGACAGAGAGAGUCAGAUAUCACUAAAGAGAGGAUUCAGAAGAUUUUGGCCACGGGUGCCAAUGUUAUUCUAACCACUGGUGGCAUUGAUGAUAUGUGUCUAAAAUAUUUUGUGGAUGCUGGUGCUAUGGCAGUACGCAGAGUUUUAAAAAAGGACCUUAAACGCAUUGCUAAAGCAUCAGGAGCCACCAUUUGUUCGACUCUGGCUAAUCUGGAAGGUGAAGAAAGCUUUGAGGCAACAUUGCUGGGACAAGCGGAAGAGGUGGUUCAGGAGAGAAUUUGUGAUGAUGAACUGAUUUUAAUCAAGAAUACCAAGGCUCGUACUUCUGCAUCAAUAAUUUUACGAGGAGCCAAUGAUUUCAUGUGUGAUGAAAUGGAGAGAUCCUUACAUGAUGCUCUGUGUGUAGUUAAAAGAGUAUUGGAGUCCAAGUCAGUGGUACCAGGUGGUGGUGCAGUAGAAGCAGCACUUUCAAUAUAUCUUGAAAAUUAUGCUACUAGCAUGGGAUCACGUGAACAACUUGCUAUUGCAGAAUUUGCAAGGUCUCUCUUAAUUAUUCCAAAUACCUUAGCAGUAAAUGCUGCCCAGGAUGCCAUAGAUCUUGUUGCAAAGUUGAGAGCAUUUCACAAUGAAGCUCAAGUUAACCCAGAACGCAAAAAUCUGAAAUGGAUUGGUCUUGAUUUAAUCAAUGGGAAACCUCGUGAUAACAAACAAGCUGGUGUGUUUGAGCCUACUAUAGUCAAAAUAAAGAGCUUGAAAUUUGCCACAGAAGCUGCCAUUACUAUUCUUCGAAUUGAUGAUCUUAUUAAGUUGCAUCCUGAAAGCAAAGAUGAUAGAGGCGGGUGUUAUGAAGACGCUGUUCGAUCUGGAGCACUUGAGAAUUAGUCUGAC